Messenger RNA from Torulaspora globosa, 744 nucleotides. It is a transcript of the gene ATP23, whose product is annotated as putative metalloprotease. Gene Ontology annotation, cellular component: extrinsic component of mitochondrial inner membrane. Gene Ontology annotation, molecular function: metalloendopeptidase activity. The record is from RefSeq and is a predicted model, not a curated record. The transcript has a single exon. Lineage: Eukaryota; Fungi; Ascomycota; Saccharomycetes; Saccharomycetales; Saccharomycetaceae. The coding region runs from base 1 to 744 and encodes 247 amino acids. Gene Ontology annotation, biological process: mitochondrial proton-transporting ATP synthase complex assembly; mitochondrial protein processing.
AUGGCCGAUUCGGUAGUUCCUCCACCUCCUCGGGAAGAAUUGAGCAAACCGGACCCUCCUAGCGAUCCCACAUCUGUCAAAGGCUUCCACUGGUGGAGGCGUACAUUCCAGUAUAAGACGGGCCUAGGGCUUACCCCAGAGGAGAAGAAGCAGUAUGAAAACGACUAUCGAUUUGUGUUGCAACGCCAGCAAUGCAAACAAUGCUACGACUACAGAGACUGGAUAUUGAAAUAUUCGCCGACCGUAAGGUUUAUGGCUCAGCAAAUAUCGAAGCUGAACGCUAGGAGCAAUGGUGAUGUGCUAACCUUUGAUGAAUCCAAGAUAAUCUGUGACGUCUGUCCAGACUGGAAAAGCGGAGGCUUUCAUCCGGAGCUCGGCAUACUGUUGUGUCAGAACCGCAUACGUGAUAAAUGGCAUCUCGAGGAUACUCUGGCUCACGAAAUGAUCCAUUAUUUCGAUAAUAUGAAGUGGCAGGUAGACUGGCUGAAUCUCAGACACCACGCGUGCUCGGAAAUAAGAGCUUCCUCUCUGAGCGGCGAAUGCCGAUUCUCUCAGGAAUUUGCAAGGAGAGGAUUUGGUUUCGAGAUUAGCAGAGGCCAUCAGGAAUGUGUCAAGAGAAGGGCCACGAUCAGUGUUAUGGGGAAUCCAAACUGUAAAAAUGAGGAGCAUGCCAAAGCGGUAGUUGAAGAGGUUUGGGAUAGCUGUUUUAAUGAUACCAGACCUUUCGAAGAGAUAUAUAGGUAG